AAAUUUUUGUCAAUAGUUUUAGGUACAUUUAAAAUUCUUUAGAACGCUAAGAAAGAUGCAUACCCUAAAAAGGCACACGUCGAUUCCGAAUGACGUGUAAUGCGUGUAUUUUCUCGGUAAAUGGUACUACUGACUUCUAAUGGUACUACUAUAUUAUGUUAGGCACAAUCACACGUCAACAAAUUAUGCAUUGUACAUGACGUAAGGUGUAUUUUGAUGUACACUACAAAUUUUUGGGUCACCAGACGACUUAUAAGUCAAGCCCUUCUUUUCCAGUUCCCAGCAUCCAGAUAACUCUGCCACAGCCUAUAUAGACUGAAGAGACGACUUCAAAAACAAAAAAUUUAGCCUAUUAUAGAAAUUAGUAACAUUAAGCUGUUUGUUUUAACGCUUUGUAUGUAUAUAUCGUUAAGCUUUUAUUAGUAUCUUGUUUACACACUAGUAGCUUUAAGCUCACACUACACAUAUAUUGGAGUGAGAGCAGUUGGGAGUAAACCUGCUUCAGAAGAGCCUUCAAAUGUGUGGUAUGUGUUGUAAGGAAUUUAACCAGACAGAGAUCAAAAUCCUCUCCCCCCCUCACCAUAUUUAUUAUCCCCCCCCAAUUAAUAUGUGUGCCAAGGAGCAUAAUCCAACAUGUUCCCUUUUUUAAGUUUCCACAAGCAAUAAAAUUAAAGUAUUAAAUUUUACGUCAGUCUGAGAUUUGAACAAAAUUUUCUUGACAUGAAAAAAGUGAAUAAAACUGGAUUGUUUAUUGAUCCUUGUUUCAGUCUUUUUUUUUAGGUUUAAACACAAAAUGAUAACUAUUAAAACAAAAAUUAAAAACACAUACUCAGCUGAGUUACAUUGCUCUGGUAUAGUUUCAGAGUUGCUUUUAUUUUCCUUGAAUUUUAAGAUGUUUUUCCAGAUAAAGUAUACUUCUUGACCCCAAAAUAUACCUCAUCCUGUGAAUGUCACCAGUAUUAACUGGACAGAUAGUCCAUAGGAAAACAAACUCUAGUAGUUCACUUGUUUCAGAACUCAUGAUGGAUAAAGGCAACCAGCUUGAAGACCUACCCAAUUGGUAACAUGCUCAAAAGACUCCUUUCAUAUUACUUAUUAGUGCCUCAAACAGGAUAUCACAAGGAGAAACAUGAAUCUAGAAAAUUUAAAAAUGAUCUCCAUUUGGGCCUGAAGCCAUGUGUGACAUUAGUACUGGGGGCAUCAUGGCUGACUAUCGUGUGGCUGAGACAAGUUGACUAGAAAAUACCAAAUCUUGAAACCCCGAGCAUAGCUAUGGAAAGUACUAUGUCAUUGUUAAAUGCACAGGAAACUAUAGUGAUGGAAUAAGUGUUCAUACAUUCCCAAAAGAUUCAUCCAUAAGAAGACAAGAGUCACUGACUCAUGAAUCUCACAUUGAUGAACCCUUCUUUUCAUUUUUGAGCUUUCAUAGUCAGCCACAUCAAACCAUUCCUGUCAAUUGUUGCCACCCAAAAGCUCACCUACAUCUGCAUUGUUUAGUCUUGUUGUUGUUGUUGUGUUUGAAAAGGGAAAGUGCUUCCACCAUAGGGCGAUUUUGCACUGUAGGGGAGGGGGCAAGGGAGUUUAGGAGAGGGGAAGAGUUUGGAAAAGGGGAGAACCGGUGGUAAGAUGGGAAGGGAAGGGAGAAGGGUUGCUGUUCAUGGUAGCCACAGGUGUUGUCUACUGGUGCCCUUUACCAUUUUAGGUGCUGCGCUUUUGAUGUCCUGGAGGCCUGCCAAGUCCACAGUGGUGGUGUAUUGUCCAGGUUACCAGAUCCUCUUUGUUGCCAUAUAUCUAUAUCCUAGGCUUUUAUUUAAUGUAAGAGUAUGUCGUAGAUGGAGAAAAGUAACACAGGACUUUACUUUGUGGAGACAUGUGGAUCUGCUGCCGUAUAAUCUUGAUUUGUGCAAGAUGUGGAAAUUUUUGAGAUCACAUCUCUCUGAUUGUCUGAAAACUCUUAAAGUGCGAGGAAAUGUGAGUCGAAAGAAUAAUUGGGAUCAAUCGCCACUGUCUGAGGCUCUUCUUAAGGAACUGAAAAAUAGAUGUCCUUCAUUGCUCUACCUACAUUUAGAAUUAAGCAACAUCACUAAAUUACCAAGCGCCAGGAUCCUGCCAUCAUCUCUCACACAUCUUGUGCUGCACAGAAACAUCUGGCCACCACGUUGGUUUCAAGGUAGUGUUGCUAGCUUGACACAUCUGGUCCAUCUAGAUUUGGCAGAAACAACUCGUGUGGACAACCAUGAUGUCAGAGACAUUGUUCAGUUUACAAAUUUGUUGUCUUUGAAACUUGAUGGAUGUUACAGACUCACAGAGGAAGGCUUGUUGUUAAUACCAAAACAUUUGAGAUCUCUUACUUCACUUAGUCUUAUGCACUGUAAUACAACUGACUUGUUGGCUCAUCAUAUUGCAAGAAAUCUGAAAGAACUACGGGAACUCAAUCUGUCUUUUUCCAAAAGUUUGACAGAGUCUUGCCUUCCUAUAGUGAUUGAUGGUCUCUUAAAUCUAGAACAGCUAUUCUUGGAUGGCUGCAGUAACAUGUCAUUAAAAGCUUUCUCUGUUUUAUCUAACAGUGGAACAUUAAAAUCUCUUUCUAUAAAACUUGAAGAAAGCUUUUCAGAAGAAGAAAUUCAGCCUUGGAAAAAGAAGAUGGAACGAUGUUAUAUACAGAUAUAGAAUUUGUAGUCUUCACUUUUAAGAUUGUCUGUUGAUGGACAUGGUAAGGAUAUAUCAAAACCUGAAAAUGCUGCUGACAGUGAUUUUGAUAAUGUACAAAUUUGUCAGUUUUAGCCAUAGAAUACUCACCAUUAUAUCACAUUUGGACAUAAACAUUGUGAACAUUUUUACUGCACACCAUAGUACAUGAAAGCACAAUUAGAACUUUUUCUAAUGUAAAUAUUGUAGAAUCCAUUAAGAAAUUGCAUAUGCUGAUGUGAAUAUUGUUCCUUCAAAGAUGUGAUAAUGCUUAUCAUGCAGCUUGUAACAUGCAAGUUUUAAUCAAGGAGUUGCUCAUUGCUCAUAAAAAAUAUGGAUUAUCAACCAAAAUGACAGGGGAGAAGAAAAACAAUUAAGUCCUAUCAGGAGAAUUUUUUCACACUCUCAUCGAUGCGCCUAUUCUGUGUACCUGCAUGAAAGAUCAACAGAUUAAGGCUGGUUUUUAUUUUUUGGAGGAGGGAUUGCCUGUGUGACUUUUGAAUGUUUCUGUAUGCCUGUUUGGCAAAUAUGAAUAUAUUGUAGUAAUAUGUUGUAUUGUUUUGUUCUUUCAUAUUGAGCUACCCCUAAUUGCACUCUGGGAUAAAUAAAAUGCUAUCUUAAUU
Molecule: messenger RNA, 3311 nt
Organism: Pomacea canaliculata
Lineage: Eukaryota; Metazoa; Mollusca; Gastropoda; Architaenioglossa; Ampullariidae
Product: F-box/LRR-repeat protein 12-like
Exons: 3
Coding region: 1627-2670 (347 amino acids)
Biological process (GO): positive regulation of protein ubiquitination; SCF-dependent proteasomal ubiquitin-dependent protein catabolic process
Cellular component (GO): SCF ubiquitin ligase complex
Molecular function (GO): protein binding
Source: RefSeq, a predicted model, not a curated record